Mesorhabditis spiculigera is the source of this 1446-nucleotide messenger RNA. The record is from the annotation of a GenBank genome assembly. NCBI's taxonomy places the organism in Eukaryota, Metazoa, Nematoda, Chromadorea, Rhabditida, Rhabditidae.
AUGGGUCAACACGAGAUCGAGCUGCCGAUCAUUUGUGCUGGCGUUCCGCAGCACUCCUAUGCCUUCGAGGCUGCCGCGCUGCCGACAAAAACAGUAAUUGUGUACGCGGACCGGGCUGAGGUCAAGCGCCACGUGCACACCCAGCUUGCCAAGGGCACCAAUGAGAUUAUUAUUCAGGUGGGAACUUGGAAAAUUAGAACGUCUCUCGCGGUCAUCGAACGCCAAUCCGUACGAGUGGAUGGCAACGGAGUACUCAUCCAAGAAGUGCAGUACCAGGAGAUGCCCAUCGAUACUCUGACCGAAACGGAACGAGAUCCGCGAACAUCGGCGAAUUUCAGCUCUCCGGAUAUGUCACCACCCAUGGAGCGUCCAAUCGAAAGGCGGCAUUCUACAAACCAAAUCACCUGCCAAAUCGGACAAAAGCCGAGCCCGGCCGCCUGCAUGAACUUCCUGAUGGACGGGGAUUGCCUAAAGAAUUUGGCGACUUUCUUAACUUAUUACGGCGAAACCGUCCGAUCACUAAAAGCCGAAAUGCGCGGGAAGCAGCGAGAAUGCGAACGCUUGCAUGAGCAAAUCGAGCACCUGGAGCGCAGGAUUGAUCAGCUCAGGUGUGGCUACGAGUAUGACUCGAUCAAGCGCAACAUCUCUAUCAUCGUCGAGGUGGAGGAGAACAAGGAGGCCGAUCUUUUUGUGACCUAUCAGGUCUACUGCGCCGGCUGGAAGCCGACUUACGAUAUUCGGGCCUGUUCUACCCUUGAGGAAGAGAAGGAGAACUCGACUGUUAAGCUCUGCUACUACGGACUGGUCGAGCAGAACACUGGUGACACGUGGGCCGACUGCGACUUGGUGCUCUCUACGGCCUGCCCUACACACAAGGUUCUCGUUGCACAGGUCGAGCUCGGCUGCCUCUUCCGCCAUGAAGCCGUCCCCUGCAAGAGCACCUCUGCCUACCUCUCCGCCAUGGUCACAAACUCUUCAGGCUUUCCCUUGCUUCCGGGCAGCCUUUCCGUCUACAUGAAUAAUAGCUUCGUCUCAAAGAGCCACAUCAAUUUCGUAGCGCCCGGCGAGGAUUUCCGGUGCUGCCUGGGGCUGGACCCCGCCGUCAAAAUUGAGUACAAAUCGCCGUCGAGGGUCGUGGAACAGGUCGGUUUCAUGUCGAAGAGCUCCCUCAUCACACAGGAGCAAAUCAUCCACCUGCGCAACGCUAAAGUGAACCAGACCGUCCAGCUCACGGUCAAGGAGUACAUUCCGAAGAGCAAUGACGACAAGAUCAAGGUCGCCAUCGUCUCACCCGAAAUCCGCGGCAAGGGCCAGGAAGCCCGGCUGAACAAGGAGCACAACCUUGAGUGGAGCAUCACCCUUGCCCCCGGCCAAUCGAAGGACCUCUCCGUCAAGUAUACGGUAGAAUACCCAGCCCACGAGAAUCUCACCUACAAGAUUUCCUGC